Molecule: messenger RNA, 960 nt
Organism: Symbiodinium necroappetens
Lineage: Eukaryota; Dinophyceae; Suessiales; Symbiodiniaceae
Source: the annotation of a GenBank genome assembly
AUGUCGCCGAAGCUUUCAAUGCUGCUGGCUGCGACCUGUACGCUUCCGGUCUUCGGCGAGCGUUUUUGGUAUGUUUCUGCUUUGACGGCAAGCGCAUCGCUCACCUCAGCAGACGGCAGCUUCGACGAACAAUCUUGGCUCAAGGAUGCAGAUCCGCCAACGCCGGAGAGGGCUGCCGCAUUCUUGGAUUGCGAAGGCCUUGGUCAAGACCACGGAUUCUGGCCAGUGUUUCGACAAGCCCUCCUCACCGAGGGUGUUUUUGGGGAGACCACACUUCAGCUCGCCGUGAGGAAAUGGACGGACUAUGAAAAUUUCCAGGAAGACCUCUUCCGUCGGCGGGACAGUGGAGGCGAGAUGAUCAUGACCGUCCCCGGCCUCACAUUCGCGAACGGCUCAGCAGUCGAAACACGAAUCGCGGACCUGAUCGACCUGCCGCUGGUGCUUCAGAAGGCGCACUUCUCCCAGCUCUUCGAUGAUCCGCCGAAAUGGGGGCCGGAGGAGUUUGCAGGAUUUUUGGCCUGCCCUGUGGGCUUUGUGCUCGUGCAGUACGUCAUUUUCCUCGCGAAUAAGGUUCGCGCCCAGCUGGAUCCAGAGACACUGAAACAGUACUGGGAGGCGAUGCUGAAUGCCUUCGGCUCGAUCUACUCGGUUCCAAACUACGUCCUCGACCACUCGGAGUCCGCCAAUUGGGGCUUGACAUCAACGGACAUCGCUGUGAACAUCAACACGGAGCCGGGUGUGUACUAUCCGCGCUACGAGGACUAUUGCUCGCGUCAUCCUGUGCCACCUCCAAGACUGACAGCUUGGCACGAGGAUUCCACGAGUUUGAUGACGCUGGAAGCAUCAGGGCCGGAUUUCUCUGGACUCUGCGCUGGCCGCUCACGAAUUCCCAUCGCGCUGAUCGGAGAACACGGGCCAGUGAACUUGGACCACUUGAGCACUGCCCGCGCUGCAUUGAAG